AUGGUCUCUACAGCCACCACCACUGGCGCCGCCGCCAGCACCACGACUUGUGGAUCGUCCGCGCAGUAUGAACUGCCCGUGAAAGACGCCGCCUGCGGUGUCCCCAACACAACCAAAUAUAAAAGUCUCUUCGAGCAGUGUGCCAAACCGGCCGGGGUCCUUUCUUACGACCACGAUUGUGCUUUGUACGGAUUGGCAGUCGAUCAGUCCGUCCACGAUCUUACCCAGUGUUUGUAUGACGCCGGCGUCGCCUGGAAAGACGUCUGGUGCUACGGCGACACCAAUGCCACGGCCACGGCCACUUCCUACCCGACAGCCACGGCGACCUCCAGCAAGACGCACACCACCGGCAAGACGAGCACCGCCAGCUCUUCCUCUGCCAGCUCCACGGAAACGUCGGCGGCCAUGACCGUGCAGCUCUCCAAGAGUCCGAUGGGGCUGCCGUCCGUGGUGGUUCUCUCGACCCUCUUCGUAUCCGUUGCCUUGUUUGGUUUACAGUGA
This is a messenger RNA of Aspergillus affinis, 501 nucleotides long. RefSeq lists its product as uncharacterized. The record is from RefSeq and is a predicted model, not a curated record. The transcript has a single exon. NCBI's taxonomy places the organism in Eukaryota, Fungi, Ascomycota, Eurotiomycetes, Eurotiales, Aspergillaceae. Bases 1 to 501 code for a protein of 166 amino acids.